GACGUUUGAAAUUCAUUGACAUUAUACUUCUUACUACUAUCUUAACGCUAAUAUUAUUUUGACAAUUUCAAUCUGGCGAGUUUUAACAUAACUUUAGAACAUUCGUGAAACUUACAUUAUGCCUAAAUAUUAUUGUGAUUAUUGUGAUACAUAUUUAACUCACGAUUCACCAAGCGUGAGAAAAACUCAUUGUACAGGAAGGAAGCAUAAAGACAACGUGAAGUUUUACUAUCAAAAAUGGAUGGAGGAGCAAGCUCAGCAUCUCAUUGAUGCUACCACAGCUGCUUUUAAAGCAGGGAAAAUUGCACAGAAUCCAUUUGGCAACAAAGGAGCUACUAUACCACCACCUUGGGAUCCAUCGGUGAUGGGUCCUGGUGGCCCUAGACCACCGGUACCGGCGCCGGGUGGACCCCCAGGGAUGUUACCUUCGCCAGCGAUGGGACCCGGAGGACCUAUGGCUCCACCCAUGAUGAUGGGUCCACAUGGUCCAAUGCCGCCUAUGAUGGGAAUGAGACCUCCCAUGAUGGGACCACUAAUGGGACCAAUGGGUCCCAUGGGUCCAAUGGGACAAAUGCGACCUCCGUUAAUGAAUGGACCCCCCAUGAACAAAUAGUGACAGUAAUUUGACAUUUUAAAUGACUGAAUAGUGUUAAUUCAGUGGACUUUUCAUAUUAUUUGCUACAUUACUCUUGAAUAUUUAAGAUUGUAUAGUAACAAGAUGAAGAUGAAUUAAGUUUUGUUGUAUAAUUAAAUAAAAAGGUCACUUUAAGGUGGUUACGUUAAAUAGUGGAAAUGUGAAAAGGUGGUGUAAAAAGGGAAGUUUAGGGUUUAGAGUUCCAGACCCUAAACUUAUUUUUGUAAGAACAAUUUCAAUUUGACCUCAGUUCAUUCCUCUUCAUUCUAUCAUAAGUCAUUGUCAAUGAAGGUGCAGAAAACUUGAUGUUGAGCUAAGGUUUUCUCUUUCUUUUACUUUACAAAUGCAUACUCGUAUCUAUGUAGUUAAAAUCCUCAGAUUUUUGUUUUAUACAGACAAUGGUGUAUUAUUGAAUUCCAGAGUAAACUUAAGCAUUAUUUCUCAAACUUAAGAAUUAUUUAAAAUUUGAGCAGUUUACAAAGAACAUAAUACUUUUGUGUUGAAAUUAUUUCUGUAGAUUACUAUGUUUAGUAUAUGUUCUUGGUAAUGUAGCAUCUAUAUAAGAUCUAGAAUAAUAAUAAUUUAAUCUAAGAAUAUAAUUUGUCAGAUUUUA
Messenger RNA from Galleria mellonella (greater wax moth), 1247 nucleotides. RefSeq names its product U1 small nuclear ribonucleoprotein C (gene snRNP-U1-C). The transcript has a single exon. NCBI's taxonomy places the organism in Eukaryota, Metazoa, Arthropoda, Insecta, Lepidoptera, Pyralidae. Gene Ontology annotation, molecular function: pre-mRNA 5'-splice site binding; zinc ion binding. The record is from RefSeq and is a predicted model, not a curated record. Bases 119 to 613 code for a protein of 164 amino acids. Gene Ontology annotation, cellular component: U1 snRNP; nucleus. Gene Ontology annotation, biological process: spliceosomal snRNP assembly; mRNA 5'-splice site recognition; mRNA splicing, via spliceosome.